CACCGGCCCUUAAAGUGGGCGAGGAGUGCGCAUUACUCAGGCGGGCGGCGGACCCACCAAAGGCCUUUACUAUUUGAAGAUUUCAGAGGCAGUCGGCAACUCGCGCGAGACGGAUAUAGUAUCCUCGCGAGAAGUCUAGGAGGCGGCCGUGAUGGCGGCGGCGGGAACGGGACCCGGACCCGGACCGGGAGUGGGUGCAGGACCUGGCCCAGCAGCGGCCGCAAAUGCAACAGCGAACGAGGAAGGGGAGAUGAAACCGGUGGUAGCGGUAGCAGCCGCCCCAGCUGGAGAGGGGACAUCUGCUGCUCCAGCAGCGGAGCCCGGUUCCGGAGAGGCCGAAAGCGGGGAUGCAAACUCUGUUGAUGUAAGUGGUGGUUUGGAGACAGAAUCCUCUAAUGGAAAAGAUACACUAACACAGGAAGGUGCUGGGGAUACUUCUGAGGCGAUGGAUACUCAAGCCGGCUCUGUGGAUGAAGAGAAUGGCAGACAGUUGGGAGAAGUGGAGCUGCAGUGUGGGAUAUGUACAAAAUGGUUCACAGCAGACACCUUUGGCAUAGAUACCUCAUCCUGUUUACCCUUCAUGACCAACUACAGUUUUCACUGCAAUGUGUGCCAUCAUAGUGGGAAUACCUAUUUCCUCCGGAAGCAAGCAAACUUGAAGGAAAUGUGCCUUAGUGCUUUGGCCAACCUAACAUGGCAGUCCCGAACGCAAGACGAACAUCCAAAAACCAUGUUCUCCAAAGACAAGGAUAUCAUACCAUUUAUUGAUAAGUACUGGGAGUGCAUGACGACCAGACAGAGACCUGGGAAAAUGACUUGGCCAAAUAACAUUGUUAAAACAAUGAGUAAAGAAAGAGAUGUAUUCUUGGUAAAGGAACAUCCUGAUCCUGGGAGUAAGGACCCAGAAGAAGAUUACCCCAAAUUUGGACUUUUGGAUCAGGAUCUUAGUAACAUUGGUCCUGCUUAUGACAACCAAAAACAAAGCAGUGCCGUGUCUACCAGUGGGAAUUUAAAUGGGGGAAUUGCAGCAGGAAGCAGUGGAAAAGGAAGAGGAGCUAAGCGCAAGCAGCAGGAUGGAGGGACCACGGGGACCACCAAAAAGGCCCGGAGUGACCCUUUGUUUUCUGCUCAGCGCCUUCCCCCUCAUGGCUACCCCUUGGAACACCCGUUUAACAAAGAUGGCUAUCGGUAUAUUCUAGCUGAGCCUGAUCCCCAUGCCCCUGACCCUGAGAAGCUUGAACUUGACUGCUGGGCAGGAAAACCUAUUCCUGGAGAUCUCUACAGAGCCUGCUUAUACGAGCGGGUUUUGUUAGCCCUACAUGAUCGAGCUCCCCAGUUAAAGAUCUCUGAUGACCGGCUGACUGUGGUUGGAGAGAAGGGCUACUCUAUGGUACGGGCUUCCCAUGGCGUACGGAAAGGUGCCUGGUACUUUGAAAUUACGGUGGAUGAGAUGCCACCAGACACUGCUGCUAGACUGGGCUGGUCUCAGCCAUUGGGUAACCUUCAAGCUCCUUUAGGUUAUGAUAAAUUUAGCUAUUCUUGGAGGAGCAAAAAGGGAACCAAGUUCCAUCAGUCCAUUGGCAAACACUAUUCUUCUGGCUAUGGACAGGGAGAUGUGCUAGGAUUCUAUAUCAAUCUUCCUGAAGACACGGAGACAGCCAAGUCACUGCCUGAUACUUAUAAAGAUAAGGCUUUGAUAAAGUUCAAGAGUUAUUUGUAUUUUGAGGAAAAAGACUUUGUGGAUAAAGCAGAGAAGAGCCUAAAGCAGACUCCCCAUAGUGAGAUAAUAUUUUAUAAAAAUGGUGUCAAUCAAGGUGUGGCUUACAAAGAUAUUUUUGAGGGGGUUUACUUUCCGGCCAUCUCACUGUACAAGAGCUGCACGGUUUCCAUUAACUUUGGACCAUGCUUCAAGUAUCCUCCAAAGGAUCUCACUUACCGCCCUAUGAGUGACAUGGGCUGGGGUGCCGUCGUAGAACAUACUUUGGCUGAUGUCUUAUAUCAUGUGGAAACAGAAGUAGAUGGGAGGCGGAGUCCUCCAUGGGAACCCUGACCAGGUCCCUCUUUCUUUGCAGACAUGGACUUUCUGGGGAAUAACAUUGGGUGACUUUCUUUUGUUUUUUUAACUGUUGCAAACGUUAUCCUGAAGAUACUGCAGAACAUAGCCUCUGCUGUUAGCAAGCUGAAAGGCUGGGUGGGACUGGGAGAGACUCCCUGCCCUUCAGUACUCUUCCUGUUUCUGGUGACUUCUUUUCAUUUUGUGUGCCAUAUGCCAACAACUGCUGACCCUAGGAUCCCAGAAGCUCCCUGUGAAACUGGUGCUGUACCACGUUCCCCACCACUGGGCCUUGUUAUCUUACUGUAUUCUCUAGGAGUGGAUAAUACUGUCCAAGUAGUUAACUUAUUUAGAGACUUUUGUUCCCCUGUGGGCAUUGACUCCAUCCCACCUGAUGUGCGGGGAAGUUGUGGGCCUGUUUCUGAGAACAGCUGAAUCAAUGGCUGUACAUACGAAACCAAUCUAAGAGCUUUCUUUUGGGUGUGGGUUUGUUUUUGUUAUUAAUUUUGAAAUAUACUUUGAACACUGGGAUCUCUGAAACUACCAUGUCUCUAGAACUGUAAUUGUGAAAGGAUCUCGCUUUCAGCUUUACAAUUAGAAGUUCUUCCCAAAUAAAACAUGAUUAAGUGUG
Molecule: messenger RNA, 2684 nt
Organism: Miniopterus natalensis
Lineage: Eukaryota; Metazoa; Chordata; Mammalia; Chiroptera; Miniopteridae
Source: RefSeq, a predicted model, not a curated record